AUAUCGCACUAUCAUACACAAAGUUAAAACACAUUAAAAAAUAAAAAAAAAUGGACGCAGAUAGCAGCGGAUCCGCGCACCGAGAUUUCCAGUCGCUCAGGUCAAGGUCCCGCCGUGAAAGGGAGAAGUAUCCAAGGGAGAGGGAUCGCGAGCGAGAAAGGCAGCGCGAGGAACCCAAGGUUCCAUACUUCUCGGAUGCGAUACGUGAGCGGGAUCGGAAAUUGCGACGUAGGUCUCCACGGACAACCAGACAUCGCUCCCGCUCCAAGUCGUACUCCCCGGAACGGGAAAGCCGAUACAGGAGGCAACGCCACCGCUCAAGAAGUCGGAACCGCAGCCGGAGUCGUAGCAGUGAGCGGAGACCACGGACUCCGCCGCCAAAGAUCAUCAACUACUAUGUACAAGUGCCAGCACAUGAGUUCUAUGGAAUGUACGGUCCAUAUCCGAUGGCGCCACCGCCACCGAGGUUCGGAUACCCAAGGCCACCUCGUCCGCCACAAUUCCCAUCGUCCGGGCCACGGAGAUACGUCCAGCGGGCGCCGUUUAUUCGAGGAGCACCCCGUUACAGCUACAGGAACGCGUGGCAGCGACCAAAUUAGACACUUGGCCUUCGACAUAAUUACAAAUUUAUUUACAGUCCUGU
Molecule: messenger RNA, 643 nt
Organism: Drosophila serrata
Lineage: Eukaryota; Metazoa; Arthropoda; Insecta; Diptera; Drosophilidae
Gene: tra
Product: transformer
Biological process (GO): female sex differentiation; mRNA processing
Source: RefSeq, a predicted model, not a curated record